AUGCAAAUAGAACGGCCAAGAGCUAAAAUCAUGAGCAGCAGGGUGGAUGAGUCGGAGCUAAGGAAGGUCUUCCAGAUGUUCGACAAGAAUGGUGACGGCCAGAUCACCAAGAAGGAGCUAGGUGAGUUGCUCAAGAACCUAGGGAUCUACAUCGCGGACGACGAGAUGGACGCGACCAUGGCCAAGAUUGAUACCAACGGUGAUGGCUGCAUCGAUGUCGAGGAGUUCGGCGUACUAUAUCGCUCCAUCCUCGAUGAAGGCGAUGGGCCUAACGGUGGCAACAUGGGCGACGAGGAGGAGGAGAUGAGGGAGGCGUUCAGUGUCUUCGACCAGAACGGUGACGGCUAUAUCACCAUUGAAGAGCUGCGGUCCGUGCUGGCAAGCCUCGGCCUCAAGCAGGGUCGCACCGUUGAGGAAUGCCGCCAGAUGAUCAACAAGGUCGACGCCAAUGGCGACGGCCGCGUCGACUUCAAGGAGUUCAGCCAGAUGAUGCGCGGUGGCGCGGCCAAUCAUGAGGAUUGACUUUAUUGAAUGGGAAUGGUUCAUUGUGGUACUAUUAGUAGUUGUAGAUAAUUAAUUCACUUUAACAUGCCAACGAUUCAAUGUGGAUUGUAUACAUAUAUAAAUACAAA
This is a messenger RNA of Aegilops tauschii subsp. strangulata, 632 nucleotides long. Its product is annotated as probable calcium-binding protein CML28. Gene Ontology annotation, molecular function: calcium ion binding. The record is from RefSeq and is a predicted model, not a curated record. Lineage: Eukaryota; Viridiplantae; Streptophyta; Magnoliopsida; Poales; Poaceae.